AUGAGGAAGUUGACACAGAUUUUAAAAUUCAAACGAUUAUACUCUAGCGAGUCGUUUACCAAUUCUUUUCGUAUUCUAGCUGAAGAGUCUCUCGUGUCAUGGCUGGACGACAGCUCGAAACAACCAAAAAUCGACUACCUGAUUGUAGAUGUACGUGAACCAGCAGAUUAUACAACAGCUCAUAUAAAAACUGCCAUCAACAUUCCAUCAACCGUGAUGUUGGGAAACAAUGCACCAUCAUUCUUUGGAUCACUAUUGGCUCAACAACUGCUCCAUCCUAUAAAUAAUGAAUUCAGAAUACCGAAGAAUCUAGUGUUUCACUGCCAGUUGAGUUUGAUACGUGGGCCCAAUUCUGCAGCUAGACUCAUUCAAUUGCUGGACGAAGAGAAGAGGAGGAGACAACGAACUGCACCAGAUUCCGUCAAAGAACUAGAGCCUACUGAUAUAUAUGUGCUCGAUGGUGGCUUUAAAGGCUGGAGUAAGGCAUUUGCAGGGAUUAGGCCAGAACUUAUUGAAGGAAUUGGUAAAAAGUAG
Synchytrium microbalum is the source of this 534-nucleotide messenger RNA. RefSeq lists its product as uncharacterized. The coding region runs from base 1 to 534 and encodes 177 amino acids. Lineage: Eukaryota; Fungi; Chytridiomycota; Chytridiomycetes; Synchytriales; Synchytriaceae. The transcript is spliced from 2 exons. Gene Ontology annotation, cellular component: cytoplasm; nucleus. Gene Ontology annotation, molecular function: protein tyrosine phosphatase activity. The record is from RefSeq and is a predicted model, not a curated record.